Messenger RNA from Fopius arisanus, 2140 nucleotides. It is a transcript of the gene Zwilch, whose product is annotated as zwilch kinetochore protein. Bases 236 to 2119 code for a protein of 627 amino acids. Gene Ontology annotation, biological process: protein localization to kinetochore; mitotic spindle assembly checkpoint signaling. NCBI's taxonomy places the organism in Eukaryota, Metazoa, Arthropoda, Insecta, Hymenoptera, Braconidae. The record is from RefSeq and is a predicted model, not a curated record. Gene Ontology annotation, cellular component: RZZ complex. The transcript has 5 exons.
CUAGGAUGCCGCGGGGGUGACUCAAACCCCCAGAACUGAGCCUCUACUUUGGUCAAUCCUCUUUGGGCUAAAGUCUAGAGCUGUCUAGAGGACUAGAGGUCGAGUUGGAUGAGUUCCGGGCGUUCAAUCGACCCCAAGCCGAUGGUGAUGUCACCGCAUGCGUCAACAGUUUAAUUCCGUAUAAAUUCAAAUAAACUUUGAAAAUCAUAACAAAUCCACGUGUGUUCUCAAAAAAAUGGAUCAGGAGGUCCAGAUCAGUCGUCAAUUUCUCGCCCACAUUGGACUAUCCGUUGAAAAGGUUAAACUUUCCUUCGUUAAACGUUUGUUUCCUGAAUUUGGAAAGGACAGGGAAGUCUUGCUGAUCUGCAAUUUGUCCCCUGAGGAAGAAGAAAAGAUAAUGAGUCCCAAGGGUAGGGAUGAAAAUUCAGAAAUGCUGGACGUCACUGGAUCACCACUGGAGCAUUCUUAUGGAGAUGACAGCUUUAACGUCUCAAGGACAUCAUUGAGGAGGAAUUGGAUGAAGAACGAGGAGAGAUUCAUGUCGAUUCAUCAAGUAGCAGCUGAAACCCUGAAUUACACCCAAGAAAAACUGAGCAAUGCCAAAUUGUGGACGACACCGCUCUUUGUCCUUGCUGAUCCUCAGGAAAGUAAUGAAAGAUGUAUUCUUAUCGGUUCACACUCAGAUUCUCGUGGUUUCAGGACAUUGCGAAUAUGUUUAGGUGGUACGAUGUUUCUCUCUGAGAUUCACGAGGCCAUUCAGAUGGAAGUGCCAUUUAUUCAACAUGAUAAAAAUGAAAUGAAUCUACAGAAUAGGAAGAAAGCACAGGUGAAAAUUUAUAGUGUUUAUGAAAUCUCUGGAGUUGAUCCGGAGAUGGUGGAUUGGAAGGACGAGGAGAAAUCAGAAUAUGGAGGGUAUUUGAGCAUAGAGACUAGUUGGGAGGAGCUGAGUUUCAUUCCACCCUUGAGGAACUCUUCUAGUACACUUUUUGCUUCAGUAGUUAGUGGUUCCAAGGCCAGUCCUCUUACGUCUCUUUGGAAUGAGCUUCUGUUGCUGAAAAACUACCUGGCAAUGCUAGAGGAAUACCAAACCAAGCACAUGUCCUCUCGUUAUAGCGUUGCACCACUCAAUUUUCCUAAAUGUUUUAGCAAUGUGUUUCGCGAAUCGACGAGUAAAAUCACCAAGAAGCUUCAUCAGAUUUUAGUAGGAGACGAUGCUUUCGAUGACUCAGAAGUGAUAGACGAUACAUCAGUUGCUGAAGGCCCCAGUGAAGAUGAUUACCAAAUAAAAUUGUCUGACAUGGCGAAAGUUUUGGAGAAGCGGCCUGAUCAGGAUUUUGCCAGUAUUCUUUGGAGAAUCAUCAAAGGUGCUGACAGCUAUACAACCAUGACUGACUGCAUUCACACUGUUUUUGAAGCUAUUUCAAUGAGUAAUUUCAAGCCUUCGUUGAACGUUGGAGAUGACACUAGAUUUGGUAAACUCGUUGGAGGUUUGGACUCUGUUGAAAAACAACUUCCUCAGUUGGCUGGAAGUAUUUCAAUGGAGCUUGUCGUUGAUAUGGGACUGGAAAAACUUGUUAGGGAUUACACGUAUCUAUUAUCUACGGGAAAUUUAAUGGAAAGUUAUGAUGCCAGGAAAAUUUUAAAUAAUGUUGCUGAGGGAGUGUUCGAUGUUACAAAAUACAGAGAGAAGCUCAUGACUCUCGCACAGAUUCAUAUGUCCUUGGAAUUUCUUCAAUUGAUCCAGGAUCAGUUGAAUUGUCGUAUGGACGUAUCUCGAUCAAUAUUUGAAGCAGCUCUGAAGAUCUACAAGGCCCCAGACUCUCCACUGAAUUUUCAAAACCUUGAAAAUCACGUAAUUUAUUCAUUAAACGUUUCAGCACCCAAGAAUAUUGUUUCCGAAGUGAUGAAAAUGCCCCCUGCCUCGUGGAUGUGCACGCUGACUACUGAUGUCACACUGCAGAGCUAUAGUUCAGUUACUCAUUACAGUCGUACUCCAAUAUUUCCACCCAAUAUAUACAAUUCAGAGGACAUGCUGAAGGUCGAAACUGACACCGAGGGACCGAUGUAUUACGUUACCACAGGCAGUAGUAUUCACUUCAAGCUAGCGACUGAUGAUUAAUUGUCAAUGAGAACAGUCACU